UCGUUCUUCUGAUAGCCUCUACUUCGCAAUCGGAUCGCCCCGUUUCGGCUUUUUUUCUCCCUAUCGGCUCUUUGAUCAGUUGUCACCUGUGCCCAGAGAAAAAUAUGUCAGAUACAAACACGGAGGAGGUGAAGGAGCCAGAGCUUGCUGAUAGUGCUCCUAAGGAUCAAGGUGCUGGUGACAAUGCCGAUAGUGCUCCUAAGGAUCAAGGUGCUGGUGACAAUGCCGAGGAAGACCUAAAAGCUUCAAAUGAAAAUCAUGAGAAUCCCAUGCCUUCACCCCAGCAGGAGGAGGCAACAAUUAAGAAAAAGUAUGGAGGCAUAUUACCAAGGAAGCCUCCACUGAUAUCCAAGGACCAUGAGCGUGCUUAUUUUGAUUCUGCUGAUUGGGCAUUGGGAAAGCAAGGAGCAAAGCCAAAAGGACCACUUGAAGCACUCCGCCCAAAGCUGCAGCCCACACCACAACAGCAAGCGCGUUCAAGGCGCUCAUCUUAUUCCCGUGCAGGCGACGGCGACGAUGGCGGCAAUGACAACACUUCUUUGGAGGACCAAGUAGACGGUGGCAGCAGUAACACAGCAGAUGAGGAUCAGAGCCGCCACCACGAGUAGCUACCGCCUGCUGCACAUUCUGAACGUUGAAGCUGAGGGUCAGAUCUCACCUUGUUUAAGGUGCCAGAGCAAAUAAAGAUAAAACUUGCCAAAUUUUUGUACUGGUUGUAACAUUUAACAUGAAUCAUGUACACACUGGAUGAAGAUAUGACAUUUCAUUUACUUAAAUUUCUGA
Messenger RNA from Prunus mume (Japanese apricot), 783 nucleotides. RefSeq lists its product as uncharacterized. Lineage: Eukaryota; Viridiplantae; Streptophyta; Magnoliopsida; Rosales; Rosaceae. Gene Ontology annotation, cellular component: cytoplasm. Gene Ontology annotation, molecular function: protein phosphatase inhibitor activity. The record is from RefSeq and is a predicted model, not a curated record.